AUGUCUGUGCGUUCCACUCUGAAAUCUCCUACUGAGUCAUCUAUGCGAUCGUCGUUUUACAUCUGGCUAUCGCGAGGUUCUUUGUCUUGGAUUAAUCCUGGUAGGAAUCCACAGCAUACCGCUCAAUUGAUACCAACUGUUUUAAAGAAAUCAUUUAACUCACAAGCAACUUCGACCACUAGUUUUAAGGACACGAAUCCCCAGGGCGUAACAAAGAGCUCCACUACUUUGCCUGGACAAGAAUCACUAGGCAGCAACAGCGGAUUGCAUAUUUUGGGCAACGCAUGUUACAUCAAUUGCAUCUUGCAAUGUUUUUAUGUGUUACCCGCAGUCGCCACAGCAAUCUCUGCAAUAGAUUCCAAUAUGGCAAUGGGUAAAAGUCUUGUAAGUAUUCUACGCAAAUUAUCCUCCUCCAAGCUAGAUGCCCUAGAGAUUCUUGAGUAUCUCACACCAGAGCUGUCCUUAGCCUUUCCUUUCUUUAGGAUGAUCAAAAAGAUAAUGGAUAGCGGUUGUACUGAAACAAACACCUAUGAAUGUGAAAACAUGAGGAUUGGUAAUUUCACUCGCUUGGGAUCUGAUAACUUUUUGGAGAGCGAAGAAUUGUCAGGUGUCAACUCGUACUUUUGUCACUACUGCAAUAGUUACCAAACUGCAACAGUUGAAAAAGAGGUCGCAGAGUGCAGUUUAAUUUUGGUUCUGCAAUUAAAGCGCUUUGCCAAUAACAAAGGUGGUGUGUCUAAGGUUUGUUCUUCUGUCACAUCUUACCCGGGCACUGUUUCUAUACCUAUCACUAUAGACAGUGAAGUCUCUUGUCGCAAGCACUACAAGUUAAGGGCUGCAAUUAACCACUCUGGAAAUUUGAACAAUGGCCAUUACACUACUGUUGCUUAUAACGAAGUGCAUGGAGCAAAACUUCUAGUAUUUAAAUUUUAA
Messenger RNA from Hydractinia symbiolongicarpus, 933 nucleotides. Its product is annotated as putative ubiquitin carboxyl-terminal hydrolase 50. Bases 1 to 933 code for a protein of 310 amino acids. NCBI's taxonomy places the organism in Eukaryota, Metazoa, Cnidaria, Hydrozoa, Anthoathecata, Hydractiniidae. Gene Ontology annotation, molecular function: cysteine-type endopeptidase activity; cysteine-type deubiquitinase activity. Gene Ontology annotation, cellular component: cytosol; nucleus. The record is from RefSeq and is a predicted model, not a curated record. Gene Ontology annotation, biological process: protein deubiquitination. The transcript is spliced from 5 exons.